AUGUCUGAGCGCCCAACUAAGGAAGAAGAAGACACAACUAAUUGGCUCAUACUCCUUGCUGGAGGUGGCUACAAUCCAAAGCUCAACGAAAUAGUGGAAGCGACCAUCGCAGUGAACAUUACGAGCGAGCGAGUAGCAGAGCCGACAAUCUCCACCACCGGCAAGGUGCUUGGCGGACAUCGUGCUAGCCAUAAUAAAAAACCGAAGCUUUCGAAUCCUCUCGCGUCGGGGGUGAUGAAUGAAUACUUGCUCUCUUCGCUAGCCAAAGUCAAGGUUAAAAGCCACAAAUGUUCGGUCUACAACAAUGAGUUUAGUUCCGGCCAUGCUCUUGGCGGACAUAUGCGGAAGCACUACCAACCGAUUACACCGUAG
Messenger RNA from Phalaenopsis equestris, 372 nucleotides. Its product is annotated as zinc finger protein ZAT5-like. The record is from RefSeq and is a predicted model, not a curated record. Bases 1 to 372 code for a protein of 123 amino acids. The transcript is spliced from 2 exons. NCBI's taxonomy places the organism in Eukaryota, Viridiplantae, Streptophyta, Magnoliopsida, Asparagales, Orchidaceae.